AUGAGCCGCCAGAAGGGCUCGCCGCGGGACCCCCGCGGGCCCGGCGCCCUGCCCAACGGCGCUCCCGGCAGCAGCUUCGAGGAAGACGACGAGCCCCUCUUCGUGCCCGGCCGCGAAGGCUCCAGCGCCGGCGGCGCCAACCUCUUCCGAGACGGGCGGACCAAGAUCGACUUCGUGCUGGUCUGGGAGGAGAAGGCGCGUCCCGCCGCCAAGCGGAGCCGCAGGAGGAGCCGCGCCCGGCCGGAGGAGCGGGAAGCGGCGUCGGCGGCUGCCCCGGCCGCGCGCCCCGAGCGCUGGCGGAGGAAGUUCGUGCACAACCUGCGCGCCGCCGGCCUCCUCCUGGAGCAGGAGGAGACGCUGAGCGAGUGCCGGAGCAUCCAGUACCUGAAGCUGAGCGCCCCCUGGCCGCUGCUGGUCUACUACGCCGAGGAGCUGAGCCUGCGGGCGCCGCUGCAGGCCCACCCCAACCCGGACAGCAACGGCUCCGACCUCCUGCUCCGCAGGCUGCGCCUGCCCAACCCCAUGGCCCAGGCGGUCCCCAGCAAGCCCCCGGACUUCUACACCUGCGCCUUCCGCAAGUCCAAGCUGGACAGGUUUCUGGGCAGCGACUGCCACGAUUCGUACUUCACCAACACGCAAAGGCAUCGCAUUGUGUACGAGAUCUUGGCCCGGACAGUCUAUGGGAAGAGAAAACAUGCCGAAGUUGGUAUUGACCGGCUCCUGAACGAAGGGGUGUAUUCUGCAGCCUUCCCACUGCAUGAGGGCCCGUUUGAGCUGCCUGAGUAUGAGGUGCCAGGAGAAGAGCUGAACCCGCGGCAAAUCCUGUACCGCUUCUGGGCACAGUGGCGCUGCUGGCACAAGUACCAGCCCUUAGACCACAUCCGCGAGUAUUUUGGAGAGAAGGUGGCCAUCUAUUUUGCCUGGCUAGGCUUCUACACUGCAUGGCUCCUCCCGGCUGCGGCUGUGGGCACCUUCGUCUUCCUGGCGGGCUUCUUUGCCAUGGGAACAAACACGCCAGCGCAAGAGAUCUGUAACAGCAGGGGUCAGUUCCUCAUGUGCCCCCUGUGCGACACCUGCGGUAACUGGAACAUCUCUGAGAUAUGCUCCAUGGCAAAGAUCGGCUACCUCUUUGACCACCCAGGGACAGUUUUCUUCAGCAUCUUCAUGUCUUUCUGGGCCGUGACCUUCCUGGAGUACUGGAAGCGGAAGAACGCCACCCUGGCUCACCACUGGGACUGCAUGGACUUCCAAGAGGAGGAGGAACGGCCCCGGCCAGAGUUUGCAGCCACGGCACCUUGCAUGGAGCAGAACCCCGUCACGGGGGUCAAGGAGCCCUACUUCCCAGCGCGGGACCGCCUGUCACGAAUCCUCACGGGGUCCAUGGCCAUCAUCCUCAUGCUCUGCGUGGUGAUGAUUUUCCUGGUGUCGGUGAUCAUGUACCGGGGGAUUGUCAGCGCAGUGAUGUACCACACUGGAAACAGCCUCUUGGUGAGCCAGGCAGGGAACAUCGCCAACCUCAGCAGCUGCAUGGUGAACCUGGUGCUCAUCCUGCUCCUAAGCCAGGUGUACACCUCUCUGGCGGAGAAGCUGACCCGAUGGGAAAUGCACCGGACACAGACGGAACACGAGGAUGCCUUCACCUUCAAAGUGUUCAUUUUCCAGUUUGUGAAUUUCUACUCAUCUCCCUUCUAUGUGGCCUUCUUCAAAGGCAGGUUUGUGCGGUAUCCAGGUCAAUAUGGCAAACUCCUGGGCAUGCGGAACGAAGAUUGUGGUCCUGGCGGAUGCCUGAUCGAACUGGCCCAGCAACUGUUUGUCAUCAUGGUGGGGAAACAGAUCAUCAGCAACGUCCAGGAGUUCCUGAUUCCCAAGCUGAAAGCCUGGCGCCAGAAGCGGAGGCUGGCUCGGGUGCGGGGGGGCCAGAUCUGCCAAGAGCCGAAGCGCUGGGAGGAGGACUUUGAGCUCAUCGAAUGCGAAGGCCUCUUUGAGGAGUACCUUGAGAUGGUGCUGCAGUUUGGCUUCAUCACCAUCUUUGUGGCUGCCUUCCCGCUGGCUCCGCUCUUUGCGCUGCUCAACAACUGGGUGGAGGUCCGGCUGGAUGCCCAGAAAUUUGUGUGUGAAUACCGGCGCCCAGUGGCCGAGCGUGCCCAGGGCAUCAGCGUCUGGUUCUUCCUCCUGGACGUCUUGGCACAGAUCUCAGUCGUUGUCAAUGCCUUCCUCAUUGCAUUCACCUCGGAUUUUCUACCGCGCCUCCUGUACCAGCAUGAGUAUGACAGCCACCUCCAUGGUUACGUCAACUUCACCCUUGCUUACUCGCCUCCUGAUUAUGUGGACAGCAACCACACCAUGUGCAGGUACAAGGCCUUCCGGGACGCCAGUGGCAGCUACACCCUCUUUUACUGGAAACUCCUGGCCAUUCGCCUGGGAUUCAUCAUCGCCUUUGAGCACGUGGUCUUUUUCUGCUUGCGCCUGAUCGACUGGCUGGUUCCUGACGUCCCGGAGUCUCUGGAGGUGAAGAUCAAGCGCGAGAGAUAUUUAGCCAAGCAGGCCCUGGCCGACAACCAGGCCAUGUUGCUGACGGUGAGUCCGGACUCCUCGGACUCCCCAGCAAGCAGCCUUCUACCCAGCAGCCUGACCUAGCAAUGCUGGAGUGGGCUGGUGCAGAGGGGCCGAAGGAAGGAUCCCUGGGAAGAUGGAGCCAUGGAGAAACUUCCGCCCUGGGCCAGCCCUCCAGGGCACAGGCUGCAGAUGGAGCUGGUGCCCGCAGGUCCUGCCUGGCUCCCCACCACCCCCUACCCUGGCGGCUCUUCUCACCUGCCGUGGAAAAGAGAAACUGCUUCCUUGCUGACUGCGACUCUGGCUCAGGCCACCUCCAGCUCCUUUGGGCUCUUGCACUUGGGGAGGUCAGCAACAGCCCCCAAGGAUUCUUCCAGCAGAGAACUGAGCCCUCCUGGGGCCUGGGGUCACUUGCACACACCCCACACCCCUCUGGUCCUGUGUUGCUUGGAGACUGUGCCUCUGAUGUGUUCAGCCAAGCAUCUUGCUGCAACAAUGGCAGGAGUGACUGUGGGGGCAGCAACAGCCCCCCUCCACUUACUUGGCUCUGACCACUUUCUCCCCUUAGACCCCCCCUUUCACUUUUGCAUGAAGGCGCAGCU
Molecule: messenger RNA, 3155 nt
Organism: Eublepharis macularius
Lineage: Eukaryota; Metazoa; Chordata; Lepidosauria; Squamata; Eublepharidae
Product: anoctamin-7-like
Exons: 23
Coding region: 1-2637 (878 amino acids)
Biological process (GO): chloride transmembrane transport
Cellular component (GO): plasma membrane
Molecular function (GO): chloride channel activity; protein dimerization activity
Source: RefSeq, a predicted model, not a curated record